This is a messenger RNA of Acanthosepion pharaonis, 765 nucleotides long. The record is from the annotation of a GenBank genome assembly. Lineage: Eukaryota; Metazoa; Mollusca; Cephalopoda; Sepiida; Sepiidae.
AUGCAUUCCACCAGAUUUUUCGCAGCGGUUACAACAACUGAGUCAAGUGCCGUCAAGGUUAUUUACCGUUUUUACGGAUUCGUUGCAAGUAGUUACUGUCACGAAAAGAUCGAGAAUACGUUUUCAUGUGGAUCCACUCGACUCAGAAAACUGACUAGUGGCAACCGUCAUCCAUCGACCAUUUUGACGCUUGGUGAUGAUGAUCCUACGAUUGCUGCCACCGUUGAAACCAUUGACAGUGAUGAUGAUCCUACGAUUGCUGCCACCGAUGAAACCAUUGAUAGUGAUGAUGAUCCUACGACUGCUGCCACCGAUGAAACCAUUGAUAGUGAUGAUGAUCCUACGACUGCUGCCACCGAUGAAACCAUUGACAGUGAUGAUGAUCCUACGACUGCUGCCACCGAUGAAACCAUUGAUAGUGAUGAUGAUCCUACGACUGCUGCCACCGAUGAAACCAUUGAUAGUGAUGAUGAUCCUACGAUUGCUGCCACCGUUGAAACCAUUGACAGUGAUGAUGAUCCUACGAUUGCUGCCACCGAUGAAACCAUUGAUAGUGAUGAUGAUCCUACGACUGCUGCCACCGAUGAAACCAUUGACAGUGAUGAUGAUCCUACGACUGCUGCCACCGAUGAAACCAUUGAUAGUGAUGAUGAUCCUACGACUGCUGCCACCGAUGAAACCAUUGAUAGUGAUGAUGAUCCUACGACUGCUGCCACCGAUGAAACCAUUGAUAGUGCUCCAUACUUGGUGGUGGACGUCAGGUGA